Sclerotinia borealis F-4128 is the source of this 1284-nucleotide messenger RNA. The record is from the annotation of a GenBank genome assembly. NCBI's taxonomy places the organism in Eukaryota, Fungi, Ascomycota, Leotiomycetes, Helotiales, Sclerotiniaceae.
AUGACAGCUGCACAGAAACGUCUUGGUCAAGUUUCCGGCCACUUGGCUGGCUCACAGAGCGCUAUUGCACCCACAGAGGGUGACAGUGGUCGCGCGAAGCUUUUGGAGAAGCAUCCGGAUGAUGUUGUCGUAACAGCCUGUCUCCGUACCGCAUUCACAAAGGGAGGUAAAGGAGGAUUCAAAGAUACACCAGCGGCAGAUCUGCUCGUUGGCGCACUCAAAUCCCUCAUCGAGCGAUCGAAAAUCGACCCUGGACUGGUAGAGGAUAUAGCUGUUGGAUCAGUGCUUCCUCCUGGGGGUGGAGCUACUGAAUUCCGUGCGGCUGCUUUGGCUGCAGGAUUCCCUGUUUCUGCAGCGGUUAGAAGUUUGAACAGACAAUGUUCAUCGGGAUUACAAGCAUGUGUAGAUAUCGCAAAUGCGAUCAAGUCUGGCAUGAUUGAUGUCGGUGUUGGUGCAGGUGUUGAGAGUAUGAGUUUACAAUAUGGACCUGGCGCUGUAACAGAAUUCUCCGAACUCCUUGAAUCCCACCCUGAAUCUGUAAAUUGCAAGGUGUCUAUGGGAGUCCUCUCCGAGAAGAUGGCGAAAGACAAGGGCGUUCCCCGUUCUCUACAAGAUGCAUUCGCAGCUUCUUCAUACCAAAAGGCACUCAAGGCUCAACAAGAUGGACUUUUCGACGAGGAAAUUGCUCCUUUAACCGUCAAAUGGGAGGACCCGAAAACUGGUGAAACAAAGGAGAUUACUGUUGCCAAGGAUGAUGGUAUUCGACCAGGUAUUACCGCUGAAAGCUUAGGCAAGAUUAAGCCUGCUUUCGCAAAGGAUGGUAGUAUCCAUGCCGGAAAUGCUUCUCAAAUCUCGGACGGAGCUGCCGCAGUUCUUUUGAUGAGGCGCUCUACAGCUGAGAAACUCGGCCAAACUAUCCUUGGUAAAUACAUUGCCGCAUCAGUCGUAGGUGUAGCUCCUCUACUUAUGGGUAUUGGCCCUUGGGCUGCUAUUCCUAAAGUCUUUGAGAAGACCGGUAUCAAUAAAGACGACGUCGAUAUCUUUGAGAUUAAUGAGGCAUUCGCAAGUCAAUGUGUUUGGUGCGCGAAUGAGCUUGGCCUUGAUCAGAAGAAGAUCAAUCCAAAGGGUGGUGCGAUUGCUUUUGGACAUCCUCUUGGUUGCACAGGAGCAAGACAAGUUAGUACAUUGUUGUUUGAAUUGAGAAGGACGAAACAGAAGGUUGGUGUGACUAGUAUGUGUGUGGGUACUGGUAUGGGUAUGGCUGCUGUAUGGGUCGCUGAGUAG